Molecule: messenger RNA, 2615 nt
Organism: Xiphophorus couchianus (Monterrey platyfish)
Lineage: Eukaryota; Metazoa; Chordata; Actinopteri; Cyprinodontiformes; Poeciliidae
Gene: mrps26
Product: mitochondrial ribosomal protein S26
Exons: 4
Coding region: 153-776 (207 amino acids)
Cellular component (GO): mitochondrial small ribosomal subunit
Source: RefSeq, a predicted model, not a curated record
UAAUUACUUCCGCUUGUCAUAGGACACAAACAUGGCUGCCAUGUUGUGUCUCUAACGCUUGCCUCUCAAUGUUAAAUGUUGUUGCUAGUUAAACACUGCAAUACUUUAAAGUAUCAGGAACAGUUACUAACUAGGUCUUUACAGCUACCGCCAUGUUCCAGGUCAUCGGGGGACGGAGCGUCCAGGCUGCCCGGCUCCUCGCGCCCAGGAGCGCCGUGCUCGUGGAGGCUGUCCGGGGCCGAAAGUCCCGGACCGACCCGGUGGCCAAGUCCAAAGAAGGACGGAUUAAAGUGCCUUCACCCGUCGACCCGGUGGAGAUGGUGGUGCUCAAGGAGAGAUACUCGGAGUACGAGCUUAUUAUGAGGGCGCUUCGGAUGGAGUUCAGGGAGGGGGUGCUGCGCAAAAAGUACGAGGAGGAGAUGGGCUCCCAGGCUGAACAGAGGGCGAGGCAGGAAGAGGAGGAGCAUCGCGCCCUGAUGGACUGGAAUAAUCAGGAAAACCUGCGGAUACUGAAAGCCAGAGUAUUAAGGAUCCAACAGGAAGAGGAGGAAGCUGAGAGGAAGAAAAUGGAAGCCGCCAUUCGGCGGGAACAGGAGCAGCAGGAGUUCAUCAGGCAAAAAGAGGAAGAGAUUUUGAAGCUGCAGGACGAGGCUAAGAACUUCGUCACCUUGGAAAACCUGGAUCAGCGAAUCGAGGAGGCGCUGGACAAUCCAAAGAAUUACAACUUUGCCAUCGACAAAGAGGGGAAAGUGGUGAAAAGGACGGUGAUGCAGUGAAACGGCCGAGUUCACGUCUGUGUGUGUGUGUUUUUUUUUCCUCCAUCAAGACUCGGAUCAGACUUCUGUCAUCCAUUUAAUGUUUUCUGAAAACCACUUCAUGCCUCCACCUGGAAGUGUAUAUUAUUGUAAAAAAAAAAAAUUCUUUUUCCAACAUAAAAGUAUAAAAACGUGAUGUGUAGCAUACGCAUCAGACUUUAUUAAUUUCUAAAUGUUAACCAUGUUCUGUCAGAAUAUGUCAGAAAGUUAUUUGUAAAAUAAUUCUGACAUAUUCUAAUAACUGUGUUAGGAAACACAACUGCACAAAAUGCAACGUUUUCUCUUUUUGUUCUGGUUUUGUCAGUUUCUUUGGUCCUAUUUUAUAAUUUGGAGAAUAUUAGUGAACAUCUUCAAGACAAAGAAACAACAGACAUAGAGGAGCUUACAAACUGAACACUUUCUGAAUAAUCAUGAAAAACAACUUAAGUUCUUGUAUUAAAAAACGUUUUCUUGAAGUUUAGCUUGGCAACGGAACCCAAACACUUCCUGCAGUUCUGCUGUUUGGAUGCUAUGACCUCAAACCAACACGGACCAGCUCAUGUUCGACAACUCGUCUGCUAAUCUUCCAUCAGCCUAGGUUAGCAUGUUUAUGGGAUGAGGGUGAUUUGAGGUAAACUUCCAGAAACCUGCCUCAGCCUCUGAGCAAAUCAAUAACAGCUUUAAUCCCAGGUAGUCGAUGAGAACGGGACUAGAAACACUUUCAUUUUGUAUUUAUACAUUAGACGAAUCUAAACUGGAUUAGAAUUACUUCUUCUCAGGUGGAUAACAAUACUGCUGCUUCAUACUGCCAUUAGUAAGCUGGUGUGAAGCUGUGCACACGGUUAAUGUGAUUGGUAAGAGAGGUUAAUGGGAUUGCCCCUCCGUGGCUACUGGAGACUGGGAUAAUCAGUGGAUUGGGAUGAACCCAUAAACACCAGAGGAACUCACACAGUCAGAACAUCACUCAUGUUUAACCACAUUCUGAUAUCUGAAGAUGGGGUAAAAACAGAAAACUGAUUAUAUGUAUAUAUAAAAUGCAGAAUUAUCAUUCAAUUGAGCUUUAUUUGAUGCAAGUGUGGUUGCACACAUAUAUAACCACACUUGUUAUAUAUAACAAGUGUGGUUAUAUCAGCAAUACAUACACACAUCUUCGUUAGUUUUUUCUGCUAAUGCAGAGGAACGUCUGUGACUACGAGGCUGAGCUAAACCCAGCCUGGAACGACGCACGGCUUUGAACUGGAGAGAAAACUUGCUGAUAAACUACUGGAAAUAAAUACAUUCACAAAAUAUCGCAGCAGUUCUAACAUACAAGAAGCUCAAAUUUGCAUAACCAAAAUUGGGAUGGGAGACAGAAAACCCUGGAUGUUUUUGUAAAGGCUUAAAUCGUGUUUAAAUCACAUUUACUGAUCAAAUUGUAGCAAAAUGCUCACUGGAGUAAAACAACAAGUCAUUGUUCUACAGUACAUACAGUUUGGUGGCAUUAGUACACUGAUAAAACUGCAUCUUGGUAAAUUUGUUCCCUUCCUGGGGUUACAGUGCCUUGAAAAAGUAGUUCUACCAUUUCAUUUUUCUUUUUGAAACCACAAACUCAACCAGAUCUCGGGGGCUUUGGGUCAUGUUUCGGUUGCUUAAAACAAACUAAAUAUGAGUGUAUUGGGUUCCAUGUUUGGACUCUGCAUACUAAAGGCAAAUAAAUCUUGUUAUACGUUUAAUACCAAAACAUUAAAGCUUCAUUCAGGCCUUGCAACUAAAACAUUCAAUAGAGGAUUGUACAUCGUGUCAAACAUCGACUGUAAAACUAAAAUCUGAAUUUGUAAAAAA